UUGUCAUCACCUUGGCGUCGGCGUCGGCGUCCGGUUAAGUUUUGUGUUUAGGUCCACUUUUCUCAGAAAGUAUCAAUGCUAUUGCAUUCAAACUUGGUACACUUACUUACUAUCAUGAGGGGACUGGGCAGGCAAAGUUAGAUAACUCUGGCGUGCAUUUUGACUGAAUUAUGUGCCCUUUUUAUACUUAGAAAAUUGAAAAUUUUGGUUAAGUUUUGUGUUAAGGUCCAUUUUAUUCCUUAAGUAUCAAAGCUAUUGCUUUCAUACUUGCAGCACUUACUAACUACCGUAAGGGGACUGUGCAGGCAAAGUUAUGUAACUCUGACUCGUGUUAUUUCUUAAAAGUUGACCCAGCAUUUGUUAAAAUAUUGCAAGACAUAUACAUUUCCAGAAAGGAAAUUCAUUUCUGCGUUGAAUAAGACCGAGAUCGUGAAAAUCGCUGCAAAAUUUAUGAAGAUAUGGCUGUUCAAAGCGAUGCACCCCGUUUUGGGCUGAUUUUGAGUUGCAUACCUUGUUAUAUAUAUAUUUGAUAGUGAAAUAUUUUUUUUUUCAGAAAAGUUAAUUUUUCGUUAUAAUGUGAUUAUUUAUCAUUCAAAAUGAUGUUUUCACUAAUUAAUAUCAUAGCCACACGCUAACCACCUGUGGUUGGAACUAAACUUCCAAGAUGACGUCGUUUUCGUUUCCAAGAAAAAACGUAAACAACUUGAGUCUAAAAAUAGUACACUUGAAAAAGUAUGGUGGGCCAGAAAUGAUAAUUUAAACAAGAACUAUCUUUAAAAAAGAUAUACGGCGUUGAUCGGAGUUUAUGAAAGGUAAAGAGUUCAAUGAAUGAGAUCAAUGAUCUAGCGAAUGUCUUUUUAUGUGCAGUUCUUAUGUGCAUCACACGCAGUACGAGAUGUUACGCGGAGUUUUCGCGGCCUAUUUUACAUUAUUACAUAUUGCUGGUCAUAAACAUAUAGAUACAAAACAGAAACCCAAAAGAAGAAUGGAUGUGAAAUUAAAACAUAUGAGUCAACCGGCCACACGCGAAGUAUCCGUACAUAUUUUAUGCCCCCUUCGAAGAAGAGGGUGUAUAUUUGUUUGCACAUGUCGGUCGGUCCGUCGGUCGGUCGGUCCGUCCACCAGAUGGUUUCCGGAUGAUAACUCAAGAACGCGAACACCUAGGAUUAUGAAACUUCAUAGGUACAUUGAUCAUGACUCGCAGAUGACCCCUAUAGAUUUUCAGGUCACAAAGUCAAAGGUCACGGUGACUCGACACAGAAAAAUGGUUUCCGAAUGAUAACUCAAGAACGCUUACGCCUAGGAUCAUGAAACUUCAUAGGUGCAUUGUUCACGACUCGCAGAUGACCCCUAUUGAUUUUCAGGUCACUAGGUCAAAGGUUAAGAUCACGGUGACUAGAACUAGUAAACUGGUUUCCGGAUAAUAACUCAAGAACGCUUUCGCCUAGGAUCAUGAAAUUUCAUAGGUUCAUUGAUCAUGAUUUGAAGAUGACCAUUAUAGAUUUUCAGGUCACACGGUCAAAGGUCAAGGUCACGGUGACUCGACACAGAAAAAUGUUUUCCGGAUGAUAACUCAAGAACGCUUACGCCUAGGAUCAUGAAACUUCAUAGGUACAUUGGUCAUGACUCGCAGAUGACCCCUAUUGAUUUUCAGGUCACUAGGUCAAAGGUCAAGGUCACGGUGACUCGAACUAGUAAAAUGGUUUCCGAUGAUACCUCAAGAAUGCUUACGCCAAGGAUCAUGAAACUUCAUAGGUACGUUAAUCAUGACUCGCAGAUGACCCCUAUUGAUUUUCAGGUCACUAGGUCAAAGGUCAAGGUCAUGGUGACUCGAACCAGUAAAAUGGUUUCCGGAUGAUAACUCAAGAACGCUUACGCCUUGGAUCAUGAAACUUCAUAGGUACAUUGAUCAUGACUCGCAGAUGACCCCUAUUGAUUUUCAGGUCACUAGGUCAAACGUCAAGCUCACGGUGACUCGAACCAGUAAAAUGGUUUCCGAAUGAUAACUCAAGAACGCUUAAGCCUAGGAUCAUGAAACUCCAUAGGUACAUUGAUCAUGACUCGCAGAUGACCCCUAUUGAUUUUCAGGUCACUAGGUUAAGGUCACAGUGACAAAAAAACGUAUUCACACAAUGGCUGCCACUACAACUGACAGCCCAUAUGGGGGGCAUGCAUGCAUUACAAACAGCCCUUGUAAAUAUUUAUACGCGCGUUCUUCGAACAAACCUGUUUUAGCGAUUUGUCGGGCAUUGCUAAUUGAUUCUAUUAUUAACAAUAUCGACAAUCAUCGCGCUCAUGCUUAAUACAAUAGUCAAUAUGGUGGAAUAGUUCUUGUUAAAUUAAUUAAAAAUAAUAUUUAUUUAUCAUGGUAUUGUUAAAAACACAUUAAGAAUCCAUUAUUGACAUACCAUAAUUAUAUCGCUGGAUAUCUUCAUUUAACAUCUUUCUGGUCUAAAGUAAAUUCCAGUUCACCUAGUUCAGUAAAGCGUCUUUAUGAUAUAACGAUUAUUUUACUGGCUGCAAACUCCGGUCAGCACAUAAGGUAGUCGUGAAGACGCAGCGAUGACCUGUAUAUAAACUCUGACAUUCACACACACUAACCGCGAACUGAUCCUGAUACCUCGCGGGUUGAAAUGCAAUGCACAAAGUGAGGCCUCGCUUCCACUGCUCUUUGUAUGCCCCCGGAUCGAAUGAUUGGGGGUAUAUUGUUUUUGGCCUGUCGUUCUUUCUGUCUGUCAUUGCGUCAUUCUGUCACUCUGUCUCAAAACUUUAACCGUACAGUAAAGUUUUUCAAUAACUUUUGAAAUAUAGCAAUUUGAUAUUUGUCAUGCAUGUGUAUCUCAUUUAGCCGAACAUUUUGAGUGGUGAAAGGUCAAGGUCAUCCUUCAAGGUCAAAGGUAAAAAAAGCGGCACUUUAGGGGGCAUUGUGUUUCUGACAAACACAUCUCUUGUUACUUUUACAUGUUAACAUGUUGACAGGAAUAUGGAAGUUAGUACUAAAUAUGAGAACGUAGCCUUUAAGUACAAACUUCUCGCGCUGGCAAUCCUCUGAAAAUAAAAGGUGCACGCACAAAUUGUAAUGAUGUCGAGAUUGAGUGUAAAACUGUUCUAUCUAUUAAGCCUUUUAGUUAGAGAUAAAAUUGUUUCAUGCUGAACACGCAGUAAGACAGUGUUACAAAGACGCGGACAUGUUUCCAAUGUUCUGGUCGUAUGCUCAAAUCAGCCUAUGGGAUAAAUGACGUGUAUUCAUUCUGACCUAGCCGCGGGAAAUUUUAUUUAAAUUUUAUUGGACAGUUACACAGUUUAGGUAAGGAUAAAAUCUGGCGUUUACAGCUACGGCGAAAAAAUAAUAUGAAAGAUACAGAUAUUUUGAACACAUUUGAAUAAAAUCCCUUUAUUUUAUAGCGUAUGUUAAUAAUAUAUAGAUACUUAUAUAUACAUGUGUUUGCUUUUUAAAGUGAUGUUUCACACUGUUUCAAAUAGUUUCUAUCAAAUUUAUAUUUGUCAUAUCUGGUCAACCAUACUUUUUCCUGCUAUUUUUAGAAUCAAGUAGUUUACAUUUUUUCUUACAAGAAAUGAUCAUUUUUCAGUGUUUCUAGGGUGCUAUAUUUAAUAAUACUCUAACAUUAUCUUCUACAAUAGUGUAGGUUCCAGUUGGUGUCAAUGGAUUAAUGAACAAAAUAAGAAAAUAAGGACUUACAACGCCCAAGAAAAAAGUGGUUUAAUUAUAAGGUUCUUAUAACCCAAUUGCUCUUUGAAACAUGGACUGGCUCAUCCCCAUCGGAGGUUCGAUAAUCGGCCUCGUCGGCGUUGGUUACGUGCUGACCCAGUCAGUUUUCCCGUGGCUGAUACCGGACAUCCGGUACUUGUCUAAGGUGCUGCCGACUUUACGGGUGUAUAACAAGUGGGGGAGGCAGGGACUCCAUUUUAUUGACAUCUUUGAGACCCGCGUGCGAGAGAUGCCGGAUAAGGUUCUUAUAAUGUUUGAGGACCGGACGCAUACAUAUCAGGAGAUGAACGCGGAAGCCAACCGCGUUGCCCGCGUGGCUCACGAUAUCAUGGGGUUGAAAGUUGGGGACACGGUAGCCUACCUGCAGGUCAACACGCCUGAAUACAUCUCCACUGUCUUCGGUCUGAUGAAGGUCGGGGUAUGCGGGUCCCUCAUCAAUACCAACCUUAGAGGCAAGUCGCUCCUUCAUUGCAUCACGGCAUCGCAGGCGGACAUCCUCAUAGUCGGAUCAGAUCCGGACCUGCUCGAAGCAGUUUCUGCCAUAUAUGACGAAAUAGCGAAUAUGAGCAUUUACAUACAAGGGUCAUCAUCCAACAAAAACACGAACUUCAAGCGCCUGGACGAGCUCACGAAGAAUGUUUCUGCAGACGACAUUCCACGGGAAUGGCGUGCAAAGAAAACGGUCCACGACCCGGCACUGUACAUCUUUACUUCCGGCACUACAGGUUUGCCCAAACCCGCCGUUUUGUCUGUCAAGAAAGCAUCCGCCUCCUACUUGCUGUCACAAUGUGCCGGAUUACGUGACAGUGACGUCAUGUACAUCACACUUCCGCUCUAUCACUCCAGUGCCACUAUCGUCGGCGUAUUCAACGUCGUCAUGACAGGUGCAACGGGUGCGCUUGGAAGGAAGUUCUCUAAAUCCAAUUUUUUUCCCGACUGCAGACGCUAUGGUGUUACGGUGAUUCUCUAUAUUGGAGAACUGUGUAGAUAUUUGCUCACUAAUGAAGAGAGUUCCGAUGACAAAAAUCAUUCCAUUCGACUUGCCAUUGGUAACGGACUCCGUCAGGAUAUAUUCGCCAAUUUCCGUACGCGGUUCGGAAUUCCAAACAUUGCCGAAUUCUACGCCGCUACUGAGGGGACCGCUGGCUUCAUGAACAUUCUCAACGUUGAUGGUGCGUGCGGACGUUCCUCGCCCCUCCUGGAGCGCGUAAUUCCAGCGGGAUUCUUCAAGUGGGAUGUGGGGAACGAGUGUGUCAAACGCGGCGCUGACGGCCUUUGUAUUCCUGCAGCCAUAGACGAACCCGGCCUGUGUCUCGGGCCUAUCGUCAAAGAAUUCAGGUUCGAUGGUUACCAUGGAAAGAAAGAACUCACUGAGAGCAAGUUGAUCAGCUUUGAAUGUCUAUUUGAAACAAAGGGAUGGGUUCCUUUUUACGGUAUAAAAGAACCUUAAUCGCGCAGUCAGGUCUAGAUCUACCCUGUCCGUUUUCAAUUCACGUAUGGUCUAGUGCGCUCAUGGGCGGACAGGAUAACUUGUGACCAGGCUGCGACGCUGGUUUGGAGCUUCGCUUGCCACAUGUGGUACUAAUAU
This is a messenger RNA of Dreissena polymorpha, 5318 nucleotides long. Its product is annotated as long-chain fatty acid transport protein 2-like. The coding region runs from base 3762 to 5180 and encodes 472 amino acids. Gene Ontology annotation, molecular function: long-chain fatty acid transmembrane transporter activity; long-chain fatty acid-CoA ligase activity. The transcript has 11 exons. The record is from RefSeq and is a predicted model, not a curated record. Lineage: Eukaryota; Metazoa; Mollusca; Bivalvia; Myida; Dreissenidae.